AUGGCUUCUUUUCAAGCCCUGCGCCCGCAGUACAGCUCACUGCUUAAGCAAUUCGCAUCAUCCUCAAAGGAUUUUGCAGUGCUGAGCAGCGUGCCCGAACGCUCCCCGCCAGCAAAGACUCUCUUUGUGCUAGACUCGUCUUUCAAUCCCCCGACUCGCGCCCACCUCCGCAUAGCCAGCUCCGCCUUACAAGAACAUCUCGACCCUAGAUCUCGCCUCCUUCUCCUCCUCGCGACACAAAAUGCAGACAAGCCCUCAAAACCAGCCUCCUUUGAGGACCGACUCGCCAUGAUGGAGCUGUUUGCGCACGACUUGCGCUCCCACUUAGCGACGAGCUUCCCUGAGGGACUUCGCUCCAAUGACGAUCUCCCAGCAAUUGACAUCUGCGUCACCAAAAAGCCUUACUUUGUUGAUAAGGCGACGGCAAUUGAGGCAUCCGAUUGCUAUCCCGGUGCUCUUGAACAGAUCCAUCUCACCGGCUACGAUACCCUGAUCCGCAUCUUUAAUACCAAAUACUACCCACCCGAACACACAUUACAACCAUUAGCCUCGUUAUUUUCAAAGCAUCGCUUACGCGUGACAAUGCGACCAAGUGACGAAUGGGGCAGUCGAGAGGAUCAAGAAGAGUUUGUGUGCGCGCUUGCUCGUGGUGAUCGAGAGGCUGAGGGCGGACCGAGGGAAUGGGCGCAGAAGAUCCAACUUGUCGAAGGAAGAAAGCCUGGUGAUCCAUCUGUCAGCUCUACUCGUGCGCGAGAUGCGAUUCAUGGUGCUGUUGAGGACCUGGAAUGGUUGGUCCCAGAAAAGGUACGCCAGUAUCUUCUGGCGGAAAAGCCGUAUACUAGAGACAGCCCAAGCACCAGGAUUUAG
This is a messenger RNA of Penicillium cosmopolitanum, 867 nucleotides long. Its product is annotated as nicotinate-nicotinamide nucleotide adenylyltransferase. Lineage: Eukaryota; Fungi; Ascomycota; Eurotiomycetes; Eurotiales; Aspergillaceae. Gene Ontology annotation, molecular function: ATP hydrolysis activity; nicotinamide-nucleotide adenylyltransferase activity. The transcript has a single exon. Gene Ontology annotation, cellular component: cytoplasm; nucleus. The record is from RefSeq and is a predicted model, not a curated record. The coding region runs from base 1 to 867 and encodes 288 amino acids.